AUGGUUAAUUCUUCUACCAAACACUUCCUAAACUUUAUCUCUUCUUUUGCUAUCCAUUUCUUUCUCUUCUCGAUUGUCCUUUUCUCAGUAUCCAUCUUAUCAGCAUCAAAUGCUUUAAAUUCAAAACCACACCCCUUUAUCCUUCCCAUUAAGAAAGAUCCAAAAACCAACAUGUUCUACACUUCAGUUGGCAUAGGAAGUCCACGAACAACUUUUGAUCUAGUCAUUGAUCUUGCAGGAGAAAACCUCUGGUACUAUUGUGGCAAUCACAAUCACUACAAUUCAUCAUCAUAUAGUCCAAUCAGCUGUGACUCGAAAACAUGCCCCAGAACUAUUCAUCCAUGCGGUGGAUGCAAUGGCCCUUUUAAACCAGGUUGCACAAAUAACACAUGUCGCACUGACAAUUACAACCCCUUAGCUCAAAUCAUUUUCACUAGGGACAUUGGUGAGGAUGUCAUAUUCAUUUCUCAAAUUCAAGUGCCUGGCUUUCUUUCUAGCUGUACUGGCUCCAACUUAUACUGGACUCUAAAAGGGUUACCUAAAAACAAUAAAGAGAUUAUAGGCCUUGCAAGGUCACAACUUGCAUUGCCAACUCAGCUUGCUUUGGCAAAGAAGCUUCCUCCCAAGUUUUCUCUGUGUUUACCUUCUUCAAACAACCAAGGAUUCACCAACUUACUCAUUGGAGCGGUGGAACAUCCUCGUAAAGUGUCCGAAUUUGUCCAAACCACUCCUUUGGUUGUUAAUUCCUUUGACACAGACGCGGCUCUCUGGACCCCUAUCCACUCACCUGGGACUGCUGACCCCGACAAUAAAACUGUCAUCAACAUGCAAAAUAUGAGCCGUAUCCUACAUGAAAAAGGUGUUCCCUCUGCGAAACACUUUAUUGACGUGAAAUCAAUUAAGAUUGAUGGCCCAAACAAUCCCUUGAAGCCUUCCCUAUUGUCCAUUGAUACAAAGGGUAACGGGGGUACCAAAAUUAGCACCAGGACUCAAAGGGGAGUACAAUGGACUAUUCAUGGAACAAAUUCAAUGGUAAUGGCAAAGAAAAAUGUAGCAUGUCUCGCAUUUGUUGAUGGAGGAACGAUAGCAACAAUGUCGUUUUAUAAAGCUUCAACUGUUAUUGGUUCGCAUCAGAUGGAGGAAAAUCUAUUGGUGUUUGAUAUUGCUUCCUCCAAAUUAAGCUUCAGCUCCUCGCUUUUGCUUCACAAUGGGAGCUGUUCCCACUUUUCAGCGUUAUAG
Messenger RNA from Gastrolobium bilobum, 1239 nucleotides. Its product is annotated as gamma conglutin 1-like. NCBI's taxonomy places the organism in Eukaryota, Viridiplantae, Streptophyta, Magnoliopsida, Fabales, Fabaceae. The record is from RefSeq and is a predicted model, not a curated record. Gene Ontology annotation, molecular function: aspartic-type endopeptidase activity. Gene Ontology annotation, biological process: proteolysis.